UAAAGAUAGCGUGGAUUUUACCUCUAGCGUAGAAGCCAUUUUGCAUCCGUGUAUAGUAAAUAGAAAUUUAUUGCUUUUUUGCGCUUAAAAAUGCCGCGGAAGAAAUCUGAAGACUUUUACAGGACCCACGGGUUCACUGCGAACUUCAAGAACGGCAAAUACUCGGCCACAUGCCAUAAUUGCGACAGGGUCCUCCAAAACACCGCGCUUUCCCGUCUAUCGUUACAUAGGCAAACCUGUGAUGCGAAGCAAAGUAGAUGUCCUGUAAUAUUGAAAGACGAGGACGUUAGUCCCAGGAUCAAGAUCCAGAAAAUUUCAGACGACGACGAUGACACCGAGGGCAAGGAAAUUAUUGUUAAGAUCCAACAAAUUCUGGACGAGGUUAAUGAGGCGGAGACGGCCAAGUCCCAGCCCAGAAUAAAAACUGAGAUUCGCAAGACGAAAUCGUCUAAAAAUGAAGACGCGGAAGAGCAAAAUCUGGAAUUUGAAAUCUCAAAUGUGGAGAUACCAAGCCGCGACUACGUUGAGUAUAUGGACGAAAGCAAGGAGCAUUACAUAUUGCAGCACAAUCCGGAUGAUUUGGCCAAUGGGACGGCGACUAUCGUCGAAGCCAGGCCAAGAAACAAUUUGGCCACCCUGAGAGCGGAAAAGGAUCGAGCCGUGAUCAAACAAUACCAGAGCAAGACCCAGUUUCUGAAAACUGAAACGGAGAACCUGAAGCUGGAGCGCACUCUAACUUUGCUUCGGAUUCAGAAACUGCGAUUGGAAAUCGACGCUCUACGCGCCUAAAAUUAAUUUUAAUUUUAUAGCCUUCAUCAUAACGAACAAUUUGUAAAUGUCCGGACAGCGACCUUUUUGUUAUACAUAUGUUUGUAUAUCGAAAGAUGUCUGUUUUAAAAUUAUAUGUUUUUAAUGUCUUAUCAUUUUGUAAAGUGAAAUACAGAAUAAAUUAGUUUAAGCAGCAUGUACUUUCAAUAAAUAUUAGAAGAAAUUAAAAACAAA
Messenger RNA from Drosophila takahashii, 1002 nucleotides. It is a transcript of the gene Ibf1, whose product is annotated as Insulator binding factor 1. The record is from RefSeq and is a predicted model, not a curated record. Lineage: Eukaryota; Metazoa; Arthropoda; Insecta; Diptera; Drosophilidae.